AGAUUAUCUCCUGAAAAAAUUUAAUAUUUACUCAUUGUGACAAUAAAAGUUUUUACUAUUUCAUCACCAUGAAGCAACUUUUUAUCUUCAUUCUAUCGUUUUUGACAAUUUUUACAACAGAUUCUCAAAAUUUACAAAAUAACACGAGUAAUCCAUUUGCGAAAUUGAGAUGUGGUGAUAUUUUUCCGAAGAAAUGUAAAGAAUCAAAAUUCAGAACUAUGGAUGGGUCUUGUAAUAAUAAAUUGAAUCCAACGUGGGGUAUGACUUAUACUCGUUAUGGACGCAUCAUACCUGCUAAUUAUGAUGAUGGUUUCCAUUUACCAAGACUCAGUACAAAUGGUAAUGUCCUACCUUUGGCUCGUAUUCUCAGUCGUGUAUUCAGUCCGGAUAAAAAAAUACUGGACAAAAAAUAUAGUGCACUAGCAGCACAGUGGACACAAGUUGUAACACACGAUAUUCUUUUAACUGACGAGCGUCCUAAUACAACGGAUUCAAAUUGUUGUUCGGAUGAGGGUAAAUUAGUUCGUGAUCCCGCUCACUAUCCACUUUGUUAUCCAGCAUUAGUGCCUAAGGAUGAUAAAGAUUUUGGAAGUAGUGGAACAGAGUGUUUAAAUUCAUUUAUUCGUAAAUAUACCGACGUCGAUCGUGGAUGUAGUCCACGUAAUGGCUUUGCAAACCAGUUGGUAAUCACCACACAUUUUCUCGAUCUUUCCAUAGUUUAUGGAUCCACUGACGAAGAGGCUUCUAGUCUACGAGAAUUUAAGGGCGGUAGAUUAUUGUCGGAAACUCGUAAUAAUAAAAAAUGGCCACCACACAGUGAUACUUGUAAAAAAGAAGCAAAAGUUUGUUACAGAAAUGGAGACAAAAGAGCAAAUGUGGGAAUUCAGUUGGCAUUUUUCUCCGUUAUUUUAUUUAGAGAGCACAAUCGUAUUGCAGAUGAAUUAGCGCGAUUAAAUCCUCAUUGGAAUGACGAGAAACUUUAUCAAGAAGCAAGGAGAAUUUAUAUCGCGAUAAGUCAACAUAUUACCUAUUAUGAAUGGGUACCAAUAUUUUUAGGCGAGAAUAAUUCUUACUUUUAUCGGUUAAUUUACAAUUCAACGGAAUAUGUAAAUGAUUAUAAUCCAUCAUUAGAUGCAAGUACUUCGAACGAAGCAGCCACGGCGAUAUUUCGUUCAUUUCACACAAUACUUUCCGGAGAUGCAAAUUUAGUGAAUGAGAGGCGUGAUCCACCUUGUCAGUUUGCAAACGUUAAUGAACUCUUCAAUGAUCCGAGUAUGAUUGAAAAAGGCGAUAAUUUCAAUUUACUAGUUAGAGGAAUAGCGACACAGCAACAGGAAGCAUAUGAUCAAUAUUAUAAUAAAGAACUAACUGGACGCGUGAAUCUUGGACCUGGCUUUGUAAAAUCAGAUGCUCGUGCUCUCGAUAUUCAUCGUGGUAGGGAUCACGGUCUCGGAACUUACAAUCAAUAUCGCAAAUUUUGUCAUCUUCCAAAAGCUAAACAGUGGAAUGAUUUCUCGGAUUACAUUUCCAGUAAGAAUAUUGAAAAUUUGAGGAGAAUUUAUGAGUCGCCGGAUGAUGUCGAUUUUACGGUUGGCGCCACUUUGGAAGAAGCAAUACCGAGUUCACUGCUAGGUCCCACAUUUCAUUGUUUAUUGACUUCAGAAAUGUAUCGGAAACGAGUGGGAGAUCGAUUUUUCUACGAGAGCAAAGAAAGUGAUCAUCCAUUCACAGUAGAUCAACUAAAUGAAAUUCGAAAAGCAACAAUUUCCCGAUUACUUUGCGACAACAGUGAGAUAAAAUCGAUACAACGUCGUGGAAUGGAGAUAAUUUCAAGAAAAAAUCCACUUGUGAGUUGUAAUUCUAUAUCGAAGAUUGACUUAUCGCUCUGGAGAGACAAAUGUCAAUAAUUUAACUUUCAGUUUUCAAUUUUCAUACUAAAAAAUUUUUCUAUCGUAAAUAAUUUUUAGAAACAUUUGAUAUUUUAAAUUUCAAGUCGUACAAUGUAGAUCCUGUGAUGCAUAAUUAAGAAUGAAAGUCUGCCAGAGAGUAUUUAACAUUUUUUUAAUUUAAUCUUUAAUUAUUUUAAUUAACACCUUUCCAACUGUAAAUUUUAUUAGUUUACCAAAUACUAAAUUCUAAUUUUUAUCCUUCUAUCGAAGAAAAUUUAAUAUUAUUAUUAUAACUAUUAUAACUAUCACUAUUUUUUUGCAAAUUCCCAUCAAUUUAAAAAAAAAGUAGAAAUAUAAUCCAUAUUUAAACUGAUACGAUACGUGAGUAUCUGAAUUUAAAUUUUACAGCAGAAUUAAAAAUUCAAUAUUUAAAUACAA
Messenger RNA from Leptopilina heterotoma, 2327 nucleotides. Its product is annotated as peroxidase-like. The coding region runs from base 69 to 1907 and encodes 612 amino acids. The record is from RefSeq and is a predicted model, not a curated record. NCBI's taxonomy places the organism in Eukaryota, Metazoa, Arthropoda, Insecta, Hymenoptera, Figitidae. Gene Ontology annotation, molecular function: peroxidase activity; heme binding. The transcript is spliced from 12 exons. Gene Ontology annotation, biological process: response to oxidative stress.